AUGCCCCGGCAAGCGCCCAACGCGCUUCAAAACCUCCUCGCUGGACUCGUCCUCCCCCUUCUCUCGAUCCUCCUCCUCCCGGUCAGCCUGGUCGCGGUCGGUCUGUGCGUCGCGCACGAUGCCCUCAGGCGGCGAUUCGUUUUCGCUAUGGGGUCUGAGGGGGCGGAGAGGGGGAAAGGGGAGAAGGAAGGGAAGAAGGGGUGUGUCAUCAUUAGUGGAGGGAGGAUGACGAAGGGGUUGACACUUGCUAGGGCUUUCAAGCGGGCUGGCUGGAAAGUCGUCGGCGUGGAGGAAGAAGGGUGGGGCGAGCUCUGCCCUCUCCGUUUCUCCUCUUCCUUAUCCUCCUUCCACCUCCUCCCUCCCGCAUCCACCUCGUACGCCGCCUACUCAUCCGCCCUCCUCCAACUGGCGCAGCAUCACUCCGCCGACCUCUUCAUCCCCGUCUCUGGCGUGGCCUCGUCCGUGGAAGACGCACUCGCCGCGGACGACAUGUACGCGCAUACCAAAGGACGGUGCCGGACCUUCAUUCAGGACCCCGAGACCAUGCGUGACCUGCACGAUAAAGACCGGUUCAUGGCGCUGGUGGAUCGGCUGGGGAUGCGUAUUCCCGCCGGAAAGAUGGUGAAGAGCGUGCAGGAGGCGAUGGCAUUUUUGGAGGAGCAGAAGAGGGAGAAGGUGGAGAGGCAGUUUGUGUUGAAGUGUAUGGGGCUGGAUGAGAAUCGGGGGGAUAUGACGCUGUUCCCGCUGCAAGGAGAUGGGGAGGGGUUGGGGCGGACAAGGGAGAUGUUGAAGGGGUUGAAGUCGAGGAUUGCGGAGGAGAAUCCAUACGUCUUUCAAGAGUACAUCCCGGGCCAGGAAUGGUGCACCCACGCCUCGGUCAUCCGCGGUCGACUCACCUCGUUCGUCGCUGCCCCUUCCAACGAUAUGCUCAUGACCUACGAGAACGCCACUACCUCCGCAACCGGUCGUCUUGCCGAAGAAUGGACUACCACCUUCCUCGACAAGCUCCAGGCUGAUCCCCUGCCUUCCACUUCCACGUCCAGCGAAGACCAGACCCGCGGUCUUACCGGUCAUUUCUCUUUCGACUUUAUCCUCUCCACCACGGACGGCCAUCUCUACCCUAUCGAAUGCAACGCCCGGGUGCACACCGCCGUCAUUCUUCUGCCAUUGGACGGGAUCGCCUCGUGCUACGAUGACGAAGGGGACGAGGACGAUCUGGAUCCUGAUUCGGGGUAUCACCGCGCCGUCCUCCGUCCGCCUCCCAAUACCCGGCCGAGAUCGUGGAUCUACAAUGAUCUGAUUAUGCGAUACCUCCCGCAAGUCGUUACCGCCCCGGACGUGCUCGAGAGGAUACACCCCUCCCUCCCCGCUUGCUCGCCGAGGGUCUACCCCAAGAAACGGCCGAGCGAGUCGGUGUGGGAUAUCAGGGUGGAUCCGACGCUUAUCGCGGAUGAUUGGGUCCCGUUCCUGGUGCUCUGGCAUGUCUUCUGGCCGGGGUUGCUGCUGCAGAAGUGGUGGCAGGGAAAGAAGUGGACCAGGUUGAACGUCAGUACCGGCCGAAUCUUCGAGGCAUAA
This is a messenger RNA of Dioszegia hungarica, 1575 nucleotides long. RefSeq lists its product as uncharacterized. Lineage: Eukaryota; Fungi; Basidiomycota; Tremellomycetes; Tremellales; Bulleribasidiaceae. The coding region runs from base 1 to 1575 and encodes 524 amino acids. Gene Ontology annotation, molecular function: ATP binding; metal ion binding. The record is from RefSeq and is a predicted model, not a curated record. The transcript has 5 exons.